Molecule: messenger RNA, 1627 nt
Organism: Spirodela intermedia
Lineage: Eukaryota; Viridiplantae; Streptophyta; Magnoliopsida; Alismatales; Araceae
Source: the annotation of a GenBank genome assembly
AUGGCGUUGGACGGCGGGGGUGGAGGAGGGGGGCCGGCGCCGUUCCUGCUGAAGACGUACGAUAUGGUGGAGGACCCCUCCACCGACGAGAUCGUGUCGUGGAGCGACGGGAAGAAGAGCUUCAUCGUCUGGAAUCCCCCCCAAUUCGCCAGCAUCCUGCUCCCCACCUUCUUCAAGCACAAUAACUUCUCCAGCUUCAUACGCCAGCUCAACACCUACGUACGCUCCCCCCGCAGAUCGCAUUGCUGCUCGCGUUCCCGGUUUCUUAUUCAGAAUCGAUCGUGGUUUCCGCGCUGGGAGGGGGCUCAACUUUUUUUUUUCCUUUUUUCUCCUCGUGUUAAUUGCUGGCGUGAAGAGAGAUUUUCAAUCUUCUGGAGAUUUCUUUCUCCUAGGAGUCGAUCUGAUGCGGGGAGGACGAUCUCUGAGGGUUUUCUAAUGGUUUGAGCAGGGAUUCAGGAAGAUCGAUCCGGAGAGAUGGGAAUUCGCGAACGAGGAUUUCGUGCAGGGCAAGAAACAUCUCCUGAAGAACAUCCACCGCAGGAAACCCGUCUACAGCCACAGCCACCCGCCUGGGGGCGGAGACGCCGAGAGGGCCUCCAUGGAGGAGGAGAUCGAUCGGUUGACCAGGGAGAAGGCUGAACUCGAGGCGAAACUGUCCCGGUUCAAGGAUCAGCAGUCCGGGACCAAGUUCCAGCUCAAUGAUCUGGAUCGGCGACUGCAGGACAUGGAGCAGCGGCAGCGGAAGAUGCUCUCCUUCGUCUCUAGAGCAGUUCAGAAUCCUGUUUUCGUGGAUCACCUUGUCCAAAUGGCAGGGGCUGUGCCGGUUGACUUAUCCGAGGCCCACAAGAAGAGGAGGCUCCCGGGUGACGUUGAAGGUGGGCAGCAACAGGUCCCUGGCAGCAGCACCACGACCACCACCACCAUCUUGAAGCCAGAUGCCUGCCGCUUGUUCCAGCAGGACUUCUCCAGCAAGCUGAAGCUGGGCCUGUCCUCUGCGAUCUCCGACAGUAAUGUGCUCUCACCCAGAACCCAGAGCUCUGAUGAGGACGGGUUCAGCCCUCCGAGGAGGCUGAUAGGGGGUGGAGGCCACUCCAAGCCAGAGUGCCUCUCAAUUCUGCCGGAGACGAUGGAGCUCUCAGAUUCCACCACCUCCAGUUGCCCAAGGACCAAGAUUGUCUCACUGCCAUGGCAAGCAGGGGAUGCAGACGAAGGGAACAGGCAUAUUUCCUGUCAUCUGAACCUCACCCUCGCCUCUUCUCCUCUGCAACUGGGCGACUCUCUCAGCUCUGGUAGGAUCCCAAGCUCCAGAACCCAGGAAAUGGGCAAUACCUCCGUGGCUGACGAGCUUGACAGAGCGGCCACUGCGAAGAUCCACAGUGCCUCAGCCGUUGGCGAUGUUAAUCCUUCCGCCAACCAAUCGUCCUCAGCUGCUGCUGCUGCCGCCCCCGGAAAACCCAACGACAAGUUCUGGGAACAGUUUCUGACUGAAAGACCGGGCUCCUCAGACACCGAGGAGGCAAACUCUGCCUUGAGGGCCACCUCUCCCGCUGAACAGCAGCAAGAAGAGGACCGUGAUGGCGACAAGAUUUGGAGGAGCAGAAAAGACAUCGAUCAGCUCUCUCUCUGA